Molecule: messenger RNA, 6668 nt
Organism: Mugil cephalus (flathead mullet)
Lineage: Eukaryota; Metazoa; Chordata; Actinopteri; Mugiliformes; Mugilidae
Product: adenylate cyclase type 9-like
Exons: 10
Coding region: 1768-6129 (1453 amino acids)
Biological process (GO): intracellular signal transduction; cyclic nucleotide biosynthetic process; adenylate cyclase-activating G protein-coupled receptor signaling pathway
Molecular function (GO): adenylate cyclase activity
Source: RefSeq, a predicted model, not a curated record
UCUCGCGGCUGGACGCCUGUCAGCGCACAGAAGAUGGUGGCGCCUGCGGAGACUGUGUUGACUGUGUUGUCCACUGCGCCUGGAUAGCGCGCACAGCGUUCUCACGCACGUGUCGGCGCUGUUCGUCCAGAUAAUGGUCAGGUAACACGGCAGACAAUCUUUUCAUCUUUCUGCGGACGGCUUGGGCUGCAAAAACGCAAAAAGAUGGACGGUGCACCACCAGCCCCGAUCUACCACGCCGGUCUCGGAUUGAAGGGGAAUUAUUUGGAAGCGUUGCGAUAGUCUCCGCGUCUCGUCCAAUUCAAUUAAAGUGGCCGGAUCAAGGCAGCGCUCGGCUUUAACCUGUGGGACUGUAGUGUGUGGGGAGGUGUGGAGCGGAGGUGGAGACCUUUCAAUUAGCCCCACUCUCUCCGGGCUUUUGUCGCCUCCCGUUUACAGUGGGGACCCAGCUGUCGUGGGCAAACUUUACUCGAGUUAAAAGAAAACAGCGCCGAGUGAUACUUCUGGCAGUCUUCAAGAAGCUGCUCUAUUUUCCUGCAACUGUCCGGUAGAGACGGAAUAUGCAGCCGGGAACCGCCAUGGUCGGGAUAUUUAGACAAUCUGGAUGUUUACCGGGACGCACCGUGACGGUGAAUUGGCGUGACCGUGGACACUAAAGCGGUACUGAUGCAACACUACAAGAAUGGUUAGUGCAUAGCCGUGGAGGAGAGUGUCUGUGUACGGGUCAUUGACAGCCACGCUCUUGCAAUAAAUCCAAAGACUUUAUUGGUUGUUUUCUGCGCACCCCGUCUUGCGUUCGCCUCCUGCAAACCUCCGUGCACAAAAUCUCCUCUGCGUUUGGAGUCUCCGGAGAGGGAAGCCAGGAAAGGACGGGGCUCCGUCCACAAGAGCAAUAGCGAAUAGGCCCUGCAGCAAGGAGCAUGUGGGUAUAAAUAAAAGCCCUGGUGACUGUUAUUUUUACGCUCAUGCUCCCGUUAUCUGGUUUUGACCUACGCCUUAAAUUUAAAAGCCCUUUUCUCUUUUUUUAACCAGCAGCGGCAGAUUUCGAGGUAAACACGCUGGCUUUUUUUUGGAUUAAGUUUUUCUCAGUGCUGAAAAAACAUGGUUAGUCCAGGGGCUAUUUAUUUAUAUUCACAGUGGAAGUGGAAUUGAAGAAAACUGAAUGCAUGCAGGACCGGACCUUCACUAUUAACACACUGCAGCAGACUCUUCAGAAACAUUGAGUAAUACAUGUGAUCAAGAUCUACUUACUCAUAAUUCUGGUGACAGUUUCACAAGUUAAACUGAUAUUUACUUCCUUGUUUUUUUCUUUCCCAUGUCCCGGCCCUUUCCUUUUACCACAGUAUUUUGUAAUUCUGACAUUUCUCGCUGAAUAUUUUCCAAAGAAUGAAGCUAAGUGCAGGCAUCUGAAUUGACUUGGACUGGAACAGAGCAGACAGCGAGUGAACCUUGCAGUUUCAAGUGCGUCAAAACAGAUGGGAAUGUAGAGGAAUGCAGGGAUUGACGUCAAGAGGGGCAAUAAUGAACUACUCGAAAACUCUGGAUGGUUUGCCGGUGUUUCAACAGCCAAAACACUGCAACCAGAGGGAGAUUUUCCCUGAAAACGUUUUUCUCUGUGCUGUCUUCUUCACUCUGAAGAGUUAAGAAUCAAUGCACUAUCUGUUAUACUGUGGCCACAUACUUUGCCUUACUUUUCAUCUACGUUCUUUUAGGAAUAACUGUGCCUUCUGCUCUAGUUUUUGAUUUUGGAUUGAUUAAAAAGACAACAUGGCAUCCCCCCAACAUCAGCAACUGCUGCCCCACAACACAGAAGUGAGCUGUGACUCAAGUGGAGAUGGAGGCGUCUCAGUGAGAAUUGGCACUAGUGUCAAACACAGGCACGUAGGCGGGCCGCUGGGUUCAAUCGGAGGAGGCUUCAUUGGCGGAGCCAAGCACUGCAAGUACAGCAUUUCCUCUAGCUGUAGCUCUGGAGAGUCUGGAGUGAGGAGGCCAGCAGUCAAAAGUUUUCGUGCUCAGAAGAAGAUGCCUCAGCUUUUUGAGAGAUCUGCAGGUCAUUUCUGGGACCCAAAGUUUGACUCUUCUAUCCUGGAGGAGGCCUGCAGAGAACGGUGUUUCCCUCAGACCCAGCGGCGCUUCCGCUAUGUUCUCUUUUAUCUGGUAGCUGUUGGUUUCCUUUGGGGAUUGUACUUUGCUGCCAACCCUUCCCGCUGUGAUAGGGCCGCUUUUCUCCUUCCUACUGCUUCCUUCCUCCUUUUCUGCCUCCUACUCUUCCUCUUAACAUUUACCAAGCUAUACUCCCGCUGCUACAACCAGGCAUCUCUGCUGCUCAUUCUUGUAACCUUCAUGCUGACCCUAGCCCCUCAGAUCCAGACAUCAGGCUUUAGGGAUCCAGAGACUCCCACACCUACACUUGAUGUGGAAGAAUUCAGUGGUAUAGGGCCCACAUACAACCUAUCAUAUGACAAGCUUGUGGAUGAUAGCGCCUUGUCCCCUUGUCUUUCUCCUGUAGGCACCUUCUCGCUCUGUAUUGAGGUUCUUCUUUUGCUAUACAGCGUUCUCCAUGUUCGUCUCUAUGCCUCUGUCCUGCUCGGGUUUCUCUACUCUGUCUUUUUUGAGAGUUUGGGUUGGCUGCACCUAACCCACAUUGGCGAAAGCUGGAAGUUAACCUCUCCAUCAGACUGGAAUACACUAAGCUGGCUGGGCCCAGCAAAAGCCUUGCUCCAUCUCUGCGCUCACGCCAUUGGUAUCCACUUGUUCAUCAUGUCUGAAGUCCGGUCACGCAGUACCUUCCUUAAGGUCGGACAAGCCAUCAUGCACGGCAAAGAUCUGGAGGUGGAGAAAGCCUUGAAGGAGCGAAUGAUCCACUCUGUGAUGCCCAGAAUCGUGGCGGACGAGCUGAUGAAGCAGGGUGACGAGGAGCUAGGCGACCAUUCUGUGAAGCGUUACUCCACCAGUGGUGCGGCUGCUGCCAUCUCCAGCCCUAAAAACAACAAACGCAAGAAAACCUCCAUCCCCCGCGGCCAGAUCAUCUUCAGACCCUUCAACAUGAAACGGAUGGAGCCCGUCAGCAUCCUGUUUGCAGAUAUUGUUGGCUUCACCAAAAUGUCCGCCAACAAAUCUGCCCAUGCCCUUGUCGGACUUCUGAAUGACUUGUUUGGCCGCUUCGACAGGCUUUGUGAACUCACCGGUUGUGAAAAGAUAAGCACUCUAGGAGACUGUUACUACUGUGUGGCUGGUUGCCCUGAACCCAGACCAGACCAUGCCUAUUGCUGUGUAGAGAUGGGUCUGGGCAUGAUUCAGGCAAUCGAACAGUUCUGCCAGGAGAAGAGGGAGAUGGUUAACAUGAGGGUGGGCGUUCACACUGGCACAGUACUGUGUGGCAUCCUGGGCAUGAAGCGCUUCAAGUUCGAUGUCUGGUCAAAUGAUGUCAACCUGGCCAAUCUGAUGGAGCAGCUGGGUGUUGCAGGGAAGGUCCACCUAUCGCAGGCCACCGCCAACUUCUUAGAUGACCGCUACCAGCAUGAAGACGGACAAGUCAUUGAGAGAAUUGGACAGAGUGUGGUGUCUGACCAGCUGAAAGGUCUGAGGACCUACUUGAUCUCUGGUAGGAAAGUGGAACCUCACGCUCACUGCAACUGCUCCCAAAUUGGGUUGUCUGGGCCGGAGCAUGUCGAUCCACGGUGUCCCACUUCCAGAGUCCACACGCCCGAUGGAGCCCCUUCGGCCGACACCCUUCCUCCAGACAGAGCCAAGUCCCCCUGUCUUUCCUGCAGCGUGGCCCUGAUCGCAGGGGAGGAUCAGGUUCACGAGGAGGGAAUGGUGCACAAUGGCUGCCAUGACGACCACAAAACCAACAGCAGCAAGGACUCUACGAAUCUCAAGUGUUCCCCGGUGGUCUCUGCUGGGCGCAGUCCCAAGGCCCUGAACGGCCUCCUGAGCCCUCGGCUGGAGGCCUUGACCAACAGCCAGACGUCGCUGUGCGAGAUGCUGCAGGAGAAGGAGAAGAAGUCGUGGAGCGGAGGAGCCAUGGGCAUGGACCACUCGGCGCUCAUCCCGCUGCGGUCCAAGAACUUCAGGGAGAGGAGCGACGCUCACUUCGUGGACGUCAUCAAGGAGGACAGUCUCAUGAAGGACUAUUUCUACAAACCUCCCCUAAACAAGCUGAGCCUCACUUUCUUGGAGAAGAGCCUGGAAACUGCUUACCGGAUAAGCUACCAGGAGGAGGUGGAGACCCAAGCGGGGGUGCAGACGGUUGCCAGCCCGAUGUUCAGUUCUUUCCUGGACAUGCUGCUGUGCUGUUCGGUAUUCCUGUCUCUCUCGCUGGCUUGUUUUCUGCGGCCGCUCGUCACCCAGCAGAAUCUGUCCGCGCCGGCGCUCGCUGUGACGGCCGCGGCCUCGCUGCUGGAAGCUCUGGCUCUGCUGUUUGCCAUACGUAUGGCGUUCUAUCUGGACACCGUUCUGAGUUGCACUCGGGUGCUGAUGAGAGCCGUGUCUGGCUGGCUCGCGCGUCACUUUGUAGGAGCUCUCCUGGUGUCUCUGCCCGCUGUGGCAGUAUUCGCCCACGUCACCUGUGACAUGCAUCUCUCCAUCCAGUUUACCAUGUUCAUCUGCUGUGCCGUCAUCAUAGCUAUCGUUCAGUACUGCAACUUCUGCCAGCUGAGCCACUGGAUGCGCUCAACGCUCGCGACUCUGGUGGGACUGGCCCUGCUCGCCCUGCUCUUCGGCUCCCCCUGCAGUGUUGCAAAGAGUCGGCUUUUAUGGUCUUAUGGCCAGAGCAGCAACAGCAGUAGCAGCAACAGCAGCAGCAACAGCUCCUUUGUCCUGCCUGACCCAGUGUACCCUGACUCACAGCCCCACCUGGAGGAGAUCCUGGGACCUGAGGCCUGCGUGGCGUUUUUCCUCCUCCUCCUGCUGGUCUGGUUCCUUAACCGUGAGUUUGAGGUCAGUUACCGCUUGCAUUACCACGGUAACGUGGAAGCCGACCAACACCGCAUCAAGAUUCAGAACAUGAGGGACCAGGCCGACUGGCUGCUUCGCAACAUCAUUCCCAUCCACGUGGCGGAGCAGCUGAAGGUUACCCAGAGCUACUCGAAGAACCACGACAACGUGGGCGUGAUAUUCGCCAGCAUCGUCAACUUCAGCGAGUUCUACGAGGAGAGCUACGAGGGCGGCAAGGAGUGCUACCGCGUCCUCAACGAGCUGAUCGGCGACUUCGACGAGCUCCUGCGGAAGCCCGCCUUCGCGAACAUCGAAAAGAUCAAGACCAUCGGCGCCACCUACAUGGCGGCGGCGGGGCUCAACGCUCAGCAGUGCGCCGACGCGGCGCACCCCCACGCUCACCUCCGCGCCCUCUUCGAGUUCGCCCUGGAAAUGAUGCGCGUGGUGGACGACUUCAACAAGAACAUGCUCGGCUUCGGCUUCAAGCUUCGCAUCGGCUUCAACCACGGGCCUCUGACGGCGGGGGUGAUCGGCACCACCAAGCUCCUCUACGACAUCUGGGGCGACACGGUCAACAUCGCCAGCCGCAUGGACACGACGGGGGUGGAGUGUCGCGUCCAGGUCAGCGAAGAGAGCUACUGCGUGCUCAGCGGCAUGGACUACGAAUUCGAUUAUCGGGGCACGGUAAAUGUCAAAGGCAAAGGUCAGAUGAAGACCUUCCUUUACCCUAAAAGCAGCGACAGCGGCCCCGUGCCUCAGUACCAGCUCUCGGUCUCGCCGGAGAUCCGAGCGCAGGUGGACGGAAGCAUUGGGCGCUCGCCCACAGACGAAAUCGCCAGUAUGGUGCCCGCGACCAGCAUGACUGCGAGCGGCACCAACACCAUGGUACCCAGUGCCAGCACUGGUACCUCUACUACAACAGGGCUUAGCCACGCGAAAGAGGCAGAUAUCCGUGAAAGACGUCCUGCUGCAGAGACCCCUCUUGCCAGGCGUUCUACAUCACACAGUGGCCUGACAACCGCACCCAACCCGGAAGGACCUCUUCCUUCUCCAAAUAGCAAACAGCUCCCCAUCUCAUCCUUAGUUCAGCAAGACGCGCCGCGACGCUCGCCGAGCUCUCCGAAAGGCAUCAAGAAGGGCAGCCGCGAGGAUGAUUACGACAGCAAUACCGGGGAGUUGACCAAACUUUAAGAAUCUGCUGCAGCGGCGCUUUGUAUCAUUCAACCCCUCUACCCUUUAAGCUCUCGUUCCUGCCAGUCGGCAAGCGUAGAAUCAUUGUACCUUUUGAUCCUAUUCCGGGUGGAGACGGAGGAUGCGAAAGCAUCUCCUCGUCAGCCGGGAAGCAGGUCGUUUUUAAGAUAAAUACGAUUGGCUGGCGUUAUCAAAGGUGCUCGGUUAGACCAGAGGCAGGAACGCAUAGGAAGCAGUAGGUGUGAUAGCUGUGUCUGAACCUUCGAUUGCCUCCAAUAGAUCCCAUUUGCCUGCCAUUAACUUACUUGAUUAUCUUUACACCUUUAAUUCUUUCUUUCAUAUAUCUUUUAAGUGCCUUUAGAAUAGAUUACUAUAUCAAGUAAGCCUUUUUAGAAAGGGAAUAACAACAUAAAGGGAAAUUGUAAAUUAGAAAACUUUUCUGGAAAAAAAAAAGCUUUGCUUUUGUUACAAGUUUACUUUCUAAACUAUGUUUUACUAUGACGUUUCAUGCCUUUUAAUGAAGGGGAAAGGAAGCAAAG